Molecule: messenger RNA, 1271 nt
Organism: Hydra vulgaris (swiftwater hydra)
Lineage: Eukaryota; Metazoa; Cnidaria; Hydrozoa; Anthoathecata; Hydridae
Product: ras-related protein Rab-7a
Biological process (GO): phagosome-lysosome fusion; endosome to lysosome transport
Cellular component (GO): lysosome; phagocytic vesicle; late endosome
Molecular function (GO): GTPase activity; GTP binding
Source: RefSeq, a predicted model, not a curated record
GCAUUGGUUACAUGGCUUGUUAACACGGAGGUGUUAUAUAAACAUAAAAUUUUAACGGAGAUAAAUGAAGGCCGAUAGUUUUGACAAACUAAACUCCACUAUAAAUAGCUUGUUGUAUAUAUUUGCCAGAAGGAAAGAAGUUUUCGCAAUAGUACUUAAGGACAAUAAUUUACAAUUAGCAGAUUUCUUCUAAAAUAUUGACCUUUAAAUUUAACUGAAUCGUCGUCUUUAAAUUUUUCUUGUAGCUUAUAUCAUAAAUAUGUCAGCAUCUCGCAAAAAAGUUCUUUUGAAAGUAAUUAUUUUAGGAGAUAGUGGUGUCGGUAAAACUUCGUUGAUGAAUCAGUAUGUAAACAAAAAGUUCAGUAAUCAAUACAAAGCUACUAUUGGUGCUGACUUUUUAACUAAAGAAGUUAUGGUGGAUGAUAGGCUAGUUACAAUGCAGAUUUGGGAUACUGCAGGUCAAGAGCGUUUUCAAAGCUUAGGGGUGGCUUUCUAUCGUGGUGCAGAUUGCUGUGUGCUUGUUUUUGAUGUUACUGCUCCUAAUUCAUUUAAAACUCUAGAUAGUUGGAGAGAUGAGUUUUUAAUUCAGGCUAGUCCUCGAGAUCCUGAAAAUUUUCCAUUUGUUGUGUUAGGGAAUAAAGUUGACUUGGAAAAUAGAGCGGUUUCAGCAAAACGUGCUCAACAAUGGUGUCAUAGCAAAAAUGAGAUUCCAUAUUUUGAAACAAGUGCAAAAGAAGGUAUCAACGUAGAGCACGCUUUUCAAACAAUUGCAAAAAAAGCACUUGCCCAAGAAGCAGACGUAGAACUAUACAAUGAUUUUCCAGAUCAAAUCAAAUUAAAUCCCGACAAUAAACCUCGCUCUAGCGACUGUGCUUGCUGAUUUUUUAUAUGAACAUAUUUAUUUUGUCUUGAAUGUAAUUUUGUUGAAAGGUUUUGGAUUAGGCGUAAACGUUUAUAAGCUUAUCUUGUGCAGCUGCACAAAUCACAAUAUUGAACCCUGGAUUUUCCAUAUUACUAUUUUCACAUUGCAUGUUUUUGAAUGCUUGUUAGCGUUCUCUAGGGCAGUUUCUUUAGCAUUUUGAAUUCGUUUUAAUUCGCUAGUUUUUAUAGUAUAAACAUUUUUCCAUAGUGUUUGCGUUCAUUCGCCAUUGUUUUAUUGUAUUUUUUUUUCUCAGGCGUGGCCGAGUUAAAUGUUUGUAAAAGAUUUAUUUGUUGUAAUUUAUAUAAUUAUCUUUGUCUUAUAUCAAUGUUUAAAAAAUUUUUUUUAUAUA